Messenger RNA from Vitis vinifera (wine grape), 2733 nucleotides. RefSeq lists its product as uncharacterized. The coding region runs from base 396 to 2177 and encodes 593 amino acids. Gene Ontology annotation, biological process: regulation of DNA-templated transcription. Gene Ontology annotation, molecular function: DNA-binding transcription factor activity, RNA polymerase II-specific; RNA polymerase II cis-regulatory region sequence-specific DNA binding. NCBI's taxonomy places the organism in Eukaryota, Viridiplantae, Streptophyta, Magnoliopsida, Vitales, Vitaceae. The record is from RefSeq and is a predicted model, not a curated record. Gene Ontology annotation, cellular component: nucleus. The transcript has 8 exons.
UCUCUUCUCUUCUCAUUGCUUCCAAAGAAAGCUUUUGUGUGUGAGCCGUUUAAAUCAAAACGCAACAAGCCAGUUUCUCUUUCUCUCUCUCUCCUCACUUUCCCGCUACUUCGUGUCGAUCCGAAUGUCUCUACACCUCUUCAAACCCUAAUUCUUUAAUCCAAAAAAAGAAAGACAAAGUUUUUUUCUCUGUUCAGUUUCACUUUCUUAUGAAUACCAAACACUUGUCGCUACUCAUUUCUUUGGCGGUUACAUAGGCUUGACAAUUCAUUGAGAUAAGCCCUAGAAACUGCUUUCGUUAAGUGGUGUUUGGGUGCUCAGAAACUGCGGGAAACGAAGGAAGGCUUGAAGUUUUCUAACGGGACUGAUUCGGAGGAGAGGUGGUGAUCGCGAUCAUGUCGGGAGUUAAGGAGGAGGACUGUAAUGUGGAUUUGAAUAAGGAAGCUGAGUUCGUUUCCAAUUCUUCGGUUUCUGAGAGCAGUUCUGAUACCGCUGCUCUGAGAUCGGCCUCUGCUCAGAAGAGGAUAACUGGUCCGACCAGACGAUCAACAAAGGGAGGAUGGACAGAGGAAGAGGACAAUCUUUUAACUACUGUUGUGAAAAACUUCAAUGGAAGAAAUUGGAAGAAAAUAGCUGAGUAUCUUCAUGGACGGACAGAUAUCCAGUGCUUGCAUCGCUGGCAGAAGGUUCUAAAUCCUGAACUUGUCAAAGGACCUUGGACGAAGGAGGAGGAUGACUGCAUUGUUGAGUCAGUUAAAAAGUAUGGUUGUAAGAGAUGGUCUAUGAUUGCAAAGGCCUUACCAGGCCGCAUAGGCAAGCAAUGCCGAGAAAGGUGGCACAACCAUUUAGACCCAGCUAUAAAGAAAGAUGCAUGGACCAAAGAAGAGGAGGCAAUUCUUACGUACUAUCAUCAACUUUAUGGGAACAAGUGGGCAGAAAUAGCAAGGUUCCUGCCUGGAAGGAAUGACAAUGCAAUAAAAAAUCAUUGGAAUUGCUCAAUAAAGAAGAAAUCGGAGACCAAAUUAGUUGCCCGUUCCACCUUGGAUAAACAUGGAGCUAUCGUUCCUGAUUCCCAAAAUUGUGAAACAAAUUCAAACAGCACGAAGGGCACAGCUGUCAAGCAGAAUCACGGUGAAAUAGUCUCUCUUCAUCAGAAAGACGGGUCAGAGUAUGCUGUUGGGACUUGUUUGACUGAUUUGGUUCUUGGAAAUGCUUAUGGAGGAGAGAAUUGUUUAGAACCAAAAUCUGUUAUCCCUUCAGGAGGGGAUUUAAAUCUGCCAAAUGGAUUUCAGUUUGAUGGUAAAGAUGCCACUGGUACUGCUGUUAUUGGUGAACCAUGCACAGACAAUGACAAUCAUGCAAAUAUGUGUGAACCUUUGUCUAUUCCCUUGGGUCUUCCUGGUUCUGUUAAAAAAAACUGUAAUCCUUGUAAUGCUCCUGAGGCUGUUGCUUCUCUCACUUCUAAGCGAAGACUGGAAUCUCCUAAAAGGCCUUGGACUUAUGAUUUGAGUGUUACAGAUUUGAGAUUUAGUAGUGAAACAGGCGAUUCCCUUUCUAGCCUCUCAGCAUUUCGAUUUGGUGAUGAUGAUACCCAAGUUGGCAAGAAAAGCAAACUUAAUUCAACACCUUUACAGUCAGAGCAUAUAAAGAAUAGUUGGUUUUGUUAUGAGCCAAUACAUUCGAAGGACUUGUUGGUUGCUUCAAAGAACGAUUGUUUUCCAAGUACAGACAACCAUACUAGGUAUUCAAGCAGUCCAUCGUGUGGUUUUACCACUCCCAAAGUUGCACAGAGUGUCUCUAUUAACAGCAGGAGUCCAGAAUCUAUAUUAAGGAGCUCAGCAAUGAGUUUCAGAAAUACUCCCUCUAUUAUAAGAAAGCGAACUUCCCGAAAAUCUAGCAACAACUUUUCUGAUUGCUCCACACCUGCACAAACAGUCCCAUGUACUCAGAAUGGUGAAGAUAUCAACAGCAGCAAAGCUUUUCCAAAUGCAAAGCAGGGUUUGGUUGCUUCCCUCUGUAAACCCGAAGCUCCAGUUUCUGUGAAGACUCUGGGAAGAUGCUUGGAAUAUGCGUUUGAUAUGGAAUGGGAUCCAUCCAGAGUUAAAUGUGGCACCUCAGUUUCUUCGACUGCAACUCCAGAUGUUAAUUUUAGUGCCAACAGAGUCUUGAUACCUUAAGGUGAUUUUGGUAAAUAUAAUUCAAUCCUUUUUUAUUCUUUCCCUUUGCUCGGUUUGAUUUCUGAAUACUGAAGAAGAAGAAAAAACUUGGACAUCACUGCCGCUCACACUCUUUUGCUUUUACAUACUUCUUCAAAUUUAUCUUACUUAUUUUUCAUUUUUAUAUAAUAUUAAAUAAUUUGAAAAUGAAUAAGUUUUUAACUAAUUUUAAUUAUAUUUAAUUUUAUUUCAUGUUUUCCAUGAUAAACCAAACAUUAGAAAUUCAUUUUCUUUAACAUUUUUUCUUUUCAUUAAUACUUUUUGGGAACCAAACCUUUUUACUAUUAGUCUCUUUUCCAUUUUUCUUUGCAUUCAAAUGAAAGCAUAAAUGCAUUUAUCAGUAACUACUGUGAAAUGAACUCACGUAUUGAUGGAUCCCAUCUGGAUGCUGAACCUACAUGCGAAGUAGAGUGUUCUUCUGUAAAUCAUUUUUUACCCUUUGAGAAAAGAAAAAUAUUUGGCAAGAAAAUUUUACUGUUGUACAUAUACUUGAGAAUAGAAGAGCAGUUUCAAUUCA